UGAAGAGCAGACUGUGGGUAUAAAAGGGUGAGGUGCCUCUCCUGCACCACCUCUCCCUUCUGAGAGAGCCUGGCCACUCUUUAUCAGGCCUUGCCUUCUGCCACCGGAAAGCCAGCUGCAGGGACCCAGAGGAAGAGAUGGCCUUGGAAGACAGUCCCACCAUGGUUAAAGUAGACCGGGGUGAAAACCAGGUUUCAUCAUGUCGGGGGAGACGCUGCAGCUUCAGAGUGCUUGGCUAUGUCACUGGUGAUAUGAAAGAAUUUGCCAACUGGCUUAAAGACAAGCCCGUGGUGCUCCAGUUCGUGGACUGGAUUCUCCGUGGCAUAUCCCAGGUGGUGUUCGUCAGCAACCCCAUCAGUGGAAUCCUGAUUCUGGUGGGACUUCUGGUCCAGAACCCCUGGUGGGCUCUCUGUGGCUGUGUAGGAACUGUGGUCUCCACUCUGACAGCCCUCUUGCUAAGCCAAGACAGGUCAGCGAUAGCAGCCGGGCUCCACGGCUACAACGCCACCCUUGUGGGAAUCCUCAUGGCUGUCUUCUCAGACAAGGGCGACUAUUUCUGGUGGCUGAUAUUCCCUAUAUCUGUAAUGUCUAUGACUUGCCCACUCUUCUCAAGUGCACUGAACUCCGUGUUCAGCAAGUGGGACCUCCCUGUCUUCACGCUCCCUUUCAACAUGGCGCUGUCGAUGUACCUUUCGGCCACGGGACAUUACAAUGCAUUCUUUCCAAGCAAGCUCUUCACACCUGUCACCUCCGUGACCAAUAUCACAUGGACUGAGCUGAAUGCCCUUGAGUUAUUGAAGUCCCUUCCAGUGGGAGUCGGUCAGAUAUACGGCUGCGAUAACCCAUGGACAGGGGGCAUUUUCCUCUGUGCCAUUCUCCUUUCCUCCCCACUCAUGUGCCUGCAUGCUGCUAUUGGAUCACUGCUGGGUGUCAUCGCAGGACUCAGUCUUGCAGCUCCGUUUGAAGACAUCUAUGCUGGGCUCUGGGGUUUCAACAGUUCUCUGGCCUGCAUUGCAAUUGGAGGCAUGUUCAUGGCUCUCACCUGGCAGACCCACCUCCUGGCUCUCGCCUGUGCCCUGUUUGCCGCCUACGUCGGAGCCUGUAUGACACACUUGAUGGCUGUGGUCCAUUUGCCCGCUGGAACUUGGGCCUUCUGUUUGGCCACGCUACCGUUUCUCUUGCUGACCACGAAAAACCCUGACAUCUACAGGCUACCUCUCAGCAAAGUCACCUACUCUGAAGAGAACCGCAUCUUCUACCUACAAAACAAGAAAAGGGUGGCUGAAAGCCCUCUGUAAAAGGAACCCCACACGAUAGCUGUGGUCACGAGUCAUUUCCAAGUGCAGCUCCAGGCUUCCAGAUUCUUAGAAACUGCUUUUCACCACGGGGAACGACUAUCAGACUAUCAGCCACCAACCCAUUCUUUUGCUUGUCUUGUGUUUUUCUUUUUGACUGUAUAUUGUCAAGCACAUGAGCGCCUUGCCCAGGUGAUGUUCUCUGGAAUGGAAUUUAAACCCAUCUGUGUGCUGGAGGGUGGGGUAGCAUGAAGAUUGUAAUGUAUUUAUAAAGUCGACAUGUUCCAAGAGAAAGAAGAAAUGGAAGCAGAAUAAUUAUUAUUUAAAGCUACCUUUGAUGUCAGUAUUAAGCGUUAAGUUCUGUAGCCAUCUAAGCCUUACAGAACUCGGGCACGGAAACAAAGCCAACCCAAAGAGUCCUCAGAUCAACAGUUUGCUUUCAGAGUCAGGCCAAGCUACUCACAGCAGACGUGACCAACAUUGCAGUGGGGUAGCUUGCCGGCAGGGCGGUGGCUUCUGCACUAUAGUAAAAGUGUGACGUUCUUAAUGAGAAUGAUUAGGCUUUUUUCAAGCUGCCAGAGCUGUGAGGAGGACUUUGUUGGUCAAAAUAGUUUUGAAUUGCUGCUCUUGGCAUUUCAAAACUUCAGGGAGAGUGUAUUUAUUCUUCUUAUGAAAAAAAAUAAAUUUUUCACUGAUAUGUUUGUAGCCAGCCAGUUCCUAGAAAUUAACUAAAAUAUGUAUAUAUGGAAUACUUAGCAUAGUUGCUUUUACUUUAAUUAUUAUAUUAGCUUUUAGUUUGGGGGAAGUGUUUGACAUAAGGUCUUGCUAUGUAGCUCAGGCUAGCCUAAAAGUCAGCAUCCCUCUGCUUCCAUUCCCCAAGCACUGGGACUAUGUGUUAGUUUUUAAAGUGUUUCAGAUACAUGGCAACGUCAUUAACCUCAGGAGCCUUUUACAGUCACAUUUUUAAUGAAUCUGAGGACAUCUAGGCACUGCUGUUAAGUCACACAUAGACUUCAAGAGUUCUUUAAUUUCUUUAUAUAUAUAUAUAUAUAUAUAUAUAUAUAUAUAUAUAUAUAUACUUUCUUUUCUGCACACUAUGCUCUGUUUGGGAAACUAGUGGUAUUGGAACCACCUGAAAGAAAUACAGGGAGGGGCAAUCUCCAGGUUUUCUCUUUAAUAUUUUUAAUUUAAAAGUUGUAGCCUCUGUAAAAAUUCUAUGACCAAUCAUGCCAAAGAGGAGAGCAGAAAGCUCCUCUUACGCUCUGCCCAAAGAAAUUCAUUGUUUGAAAGCUUGGGAAAGUGAAAACUUAAAUCCUAAAGAAUUUUUUUCCUGUUGAGUAUGUUAUUCAUGCCUGAAAUCCUAGCACUCAGGCAACUGAGGCAGAAGGACCACAAGUUUAAGGGCAGUGUGGACUACACUGAAUGGCCCUAUCUCAAAAAACAAACAACAACAACAACAAAAAAGAAACACCCCCCCCCCCACUUCAAGAGUCAGUGUUAUCCGGGCAGCGGUGGGGCAUGCUUUUAAUUAGAGGCAGCUGAAUCUGUGAGUUUGAGGCCAGCCUGGUCUACAGAGUGAGUCCCAGGACAGCCAGGGCUACAUGGAGAAACCCUGUCCGGAAAAACAAAAGCAAAAACAUAGUAAGUGCUGAGAAGACAAUACAGAUUGCUGAAGGGCUGAAGUCAGGCAGUAGGAAAGCCUGGGCAAAUGCCUUAGGGAGCCGGUCCCCCUCCGUCUCCUCAGGAUAACAAACCCUGAGAACUGGGACCAUUUUUUACAUCCUGUGACCAAAGCCCUUUGAAGCCAUGGAUCUGCAACUGUCACUGGUUCCUGGGUCGUCCUAUGGAAAAUCUGAAUUUCCAGUUUGAACUGAAAUUUUCCUGUUUGGAAUUUGUGAAGGAGGGGCUGAGAACAGCAAGAAGAGAAGGGUAAGCAGAGAACCCUCCAGAAGUGAAGAAGCUGCAACCUAGAAGAGCAAACUGAAGCGCUCUCCCCAUGCCCCUGAGCCCACCUCAGAAACAGAGCUCUAACUCACCUAAUCCCGCUCCGCCUCAAACCUUCAAACGGGAACAAGCUUAAAGCCUGCUAUACUAUUUUAUUUAUAUAAUAUUAAUGUCUUUAAGGUAUUUUUGUUACUAAGUAUUAUCCUAAAGUUAAAUGAAAACUCUUAGGGCUCCCUUUGUACCUUUUUUGCUAUUGUCUGUGUAACAGAUUCCUGUGUAAACAUAUGAAUAAAUUAUA
This is a messenger RNA of Microtus oregoni (creeping vole), 3537 nucleotides long. It is a transcript of the gene Slc14a1, whose product is annotated as solute carrier family 14 member 1 (Kidd blood group). The coding region runs from base 138 to 1298 and encodes 386 amino acids. The transcript has 9 exons. The record is from RefSeq and is a predicted model, not a curated record. Gene Ontology annotation, cellular component: membrane. NCBI's taxonomy places the organism in Eukaryota, Metazoa, Chordata, Mammalia, Rodentia, Cricetidae. Gene Ontology annotation, biological process: urea transmembrane transport. Gene Ontology annotation, molecular function: urea transmembrane transporter activity.